UGCAUAACGAUUCCAUCAUUCCAGCUUGGGGCAAUUAAUUUCAAGGCACCGCGAAUAUCGCCAUCCUUUGCGCAUAAGCGUCUCAUUUCUCUCAUUCAGGGACUGCUUUGCUUAGGAGAGUGUGCGGUUGCUUCGACAAGACUUAGCGUCCUGUCGUCGGUCGUAAUUAGGGGAACUUCGCGUACCCGGACCCUUCCAUAAAGCUUCCCGGCAGUUGCUCCGCGCGCCAGAAACGCCUCUUUCAUUUUAACAUUCACUCUGACCUUCGAUACAAGUAUAAUACGUUCGCCCGACAUGGCCGAACACGAACCUGUUGCCACGAUGGCAUCGCCGUCGCCUCAGCCCGACAUGACGAGAAACCGACUGCCUACGCUCUUUGAGGUCUUGAGUCGUCGCACUCUCCCUCCCGUUGACCUUUUCUCGUUCUAUAUCUACAUGCGCGAUCAACAACGUUCGGUGGAUUAUCUCGACUUCUGGCUCGAUGUUGCUCAGCACAUGUCGCUAUGCCGACAUUAUGUUCGCGAACUUCGUCGAUCCGUCCUUAUUGGUACUCCCGAAGCACAAUCGAAACGAUCUUCAGCUAUCCUGGAGAAUAUUGGCGACUUGGAACCUAGAACGGCAGGUCCGUCCAUGUAUGCGACUGAGAAGGAGAAAAACCAAGAUGCGCAAAUGUCUGCAUUCCUUAGAGAGGACCAAAGUCACGAUUCACCUCAGAGUGCCUCUGCGCCUGUUAGACCCAGUCCUCAGUUCAGCAACUCUCACGAAGUCACUACCGAAUCCAACUCGCCCGCUCAUACCGUUGCGCGACAGGACAUCCGAGCCUCAGCUGAGAAAAUCCUCUACACUUUCCUUCUUCCUGGAGCUGAGCGAGAAAUCACCCUCCCAGGUUCUAUCACCGCAGAAGUUACUACCGCAAUCGAAGAGUACGGUCGUGAUGACCCCGAGGUAUUCGAUGUUGCCAAGGACUAUGUCUUCCAGGCCAUGGAGCGAGAUGCUUUCCCAGGCUUCCUUCGAAUGAAGGCUCUAGGCAACCUUAUCCCACCUACUCUCAUCAUGCGACUUAUCUUUGGUCUUAUUGCCAUGUUUGCCGCCCUCUGGGCUGCGUUCGUUCUCAUUUUCCUUGACUACUCUCGUGCAACCAGAUGCUGGCUCAUCCUGCCAUUCACCGUCGGUGUUUAUUUCCUUGCGUCAUACCAAUACUCUUUGGACCCUAUCAUGGCCCUGGUUGGUUACAGCGAGUACACCCCCUUCAACUUCUCUCGCAUUCGUGAACCCUACGUUCGCAAGCUCAUCGCCAAGCGUGCUAUCAUGGUUCUCGCAGUGACUGUUCUCAUCGAUGCUGCACUCUGUGUUCUCUUCAUCCUUGUUCCGGGAAAGCGUCUCUAAGCAACUACUCUUCACAUUCAACCGCGGUCACUAAUGCCGGCCAUUACUGGCCUUUCGAAUUCCCACUAAAUGAAAAGCCAUCUCCGCGAGAAUUUCUUUGGACAUCAUAUCUAUUCACGACUGUAAUGACCAGGGGCCUUGAUUAAGCGGCAAUACUAUCCCAGUCUCUCGAUUGAGCUCGGGCGUUGCUUUCUGGAGGCUGGCGUACGGAAAUCUACUGUUUAUCAAUCAGGUCUUCUUUGUAAUUUAGCUAUUCCCGGUCUGGAACAUGAUAUUGAAUCAUUUCCGACCAUGCGUUUUUCCUUCUUAUUAAUGACCUUCAGGUCAUUAGAAUUAGUACAAGUCUCAGGGCGGCAUUUUGUACGGAUGUAGGGCUAAUAAAAAGG
Molecule: messenger RNA, 1772 nt
Organism: Fusarium redolens
Lineage: Eukaryota; Fungi; Ascomycota; Sordariomycetes; Hypocreales; Nectriaceae
Product: RGS domain-containing protein
Exons: 3
Coding region: 295-1386 (363 amino acids)
Biological process (GO): intracellular protein localization
Cellular component (GO): plasma membrane
Source: RefSeq, a predicted model, not a curated record